Messenger RNA from Brassica oleracea var. oleracea, 787 nucleotides. RefSeq lists its product as uncharacterized. Lineage: Eukaryota; Viridiplantae; Streptophyta; Magnoliopsida; Brassicales; Brassicaceae. The record is from RefSeq and is a predicted model, not a curated record. Bases 1 to 669 code for a protein of 222 amino acids. The transcript has a single exon.
AUGUCAAAGCCGCACACGAUUCAGCGUUUCACGCAUAACCAUCCCUUGACCGAAGCCAACGGAGUUGGCACAUACACGUGCAAUGGUUGCAAACUUCACGGUCACGGCAAGACCUACCGGUGCAAUGACUGCGAUUACGACCUCCAUGAAUAUUGCGCCACGUGUCCUCCAACCCUCAUAAAAACAUGGCACGCGCCUGAUCAUGAGCUAACCCUGUUCACCGGUCCUGCCCACAUGACCGAGCGUGUGUGCUGUUUUUGCCAAUUUUACAUCCAAGGGAUGUUCUACAAAUGUAAGCACUGUAAUUUUGAAUCUCACCCGCUUUGCACACACGGUCUAAUGCAUGUUUCGUCUCCUGACGCAAUGGAAACGAGGCAGAGAAGCCUGCAUAGCCCUCAUGCGGGGCAGCCAUUGUCGCCGCACCACUAUGGUCAAGGAAACUCCUAUGGUUAUGGGCAACAUCCUCAUGGUGGUGGUCAUCAUCAGCAGCAUCCCCACAUGAGCCCGGGCUCUCCAAGAGCAAGUCCAAGUACUCCAGAUUCAAGCAAGGGAAAAAAGAAAAACGGAGGAUUUAUGGGAGCCUUCAAGGCUGUGGUAACUGUAACUGCUACGCUAGCAACCCAGUUGGCCGUUGCCACGGUGGCGGAUGAGUAUACUGGAACUGGAUGAAGAAUAGUUUGAUGAUGAAGUUUUACUUGUUGGUGUGCCUUUACCUUUCGGUGCUGUUUUCCAUUACAUGCAGACAAAUGUAUGUACCCUUUACAUGCAGACAAAUCUGUUUUCCAUU